CUUCUUUACCAAAAUUAACCCAACUCAAAGCGAAAGAGCUAAUAAUGGUCAAAGAGGGCGAGAUCAAGAGGAAGAAGCAUAUCCUCCAUUACGUACAUCCCAAGCGGAACGCAAACACUCACAACUAGCUACCACGCACACACUCCUUCCACCGGCAGUUAGAGGGAUCCAACAACCCACACUCCUCCCCUAAACUCCAUCACCGCCACCGCCGCCGCCGCCGCACACAGUGAGGGAAAAAAAAAAAUUAACCAUGUUAGACGGAACCGAAGACGAAGAGAAGUUUCUCGCCGCCGGAAUCGCUGGCCUUCAGCAGAAUUCCUUCUACAUGCACCGCGCAUUGGACUCCAACAAUCUAAGAGAUGCUCUCAAGUAUUCCGCUCAGAUGCUCUCCGAGCUCAGGACUUCCAAGCUUUCUCCUCACAAGUACUACGAACUCUACAUGCGCGCAUUUGAUCAGUUGAGGAAGCUGGAGAUGUUCUUCGAGGAAGAGACUCGUCGUGGUUGCUCCAUUAUUGAUCUCUAUGAGCUCGUCCAGCACGCCGGCAACAUUUUGCCUCGACUGUAUCUCCUCUGUACAGUAGGAUCUGUGUACAUCAAAUCAAAGGAAGCUCCUGCCAAGGAUGUUCUAAAGGAUCUUGUGGAGAUGUGUCGUGGUAUUCAGCACCCUGUUCGUGGACUCUUUCUCAGAAGUUAUCUUUCUCAAGUUAGUCGGGACAAAUUGCCGGAUAUUGGUUCUGAGUAUGAAGGGGAUGCAGAUACUGUAUCUGAUGCUGUAGAGUUUGUACUCCAAAAUUUCACAGAAAUGAACAAACUUUGGGUGCGGAUGCAACAUCAGGGGCCUGCCCGGGAGAAGGAGAAACGGGAGAAAGAAAGGAGUGAGCUGCGCGAUCUUGUUGGGAAGAAUCUCCAUGUUCUCAGUCAGAUAGAGGGUGUUGAUCUUGAUAUGUACAAAGAUAUUGUGCUUCCCAGAGUAUUAGAGCAGGUUGUAAAUUGCAAAGAUGAGUUGGCCCAGUUUUACUUGAUGGAUUGCAUAAUUCAAGUCUUCCCUGAUGAGUAUCACUUGCAAACUCUUGAUGUAUUGUUGGGUGCAUGCCCUCAGCUUCAGCCAUCCGUUGAUAUCAAGACAGUACUGUCUCAAUUAAUGGAAAGGCUUUCACAUUAUGCUGCAUCAAGUGCAGAGGUGUUGCCAGAAUUUUUGCAAGUGGAAGCAUUUGCCAAAUUAAGCAAUGCCAUUGGCAGGGUGAUAGAGGCACAGCCUGACAUGCCCACUCUUGGAGUUGUAACUUUAUAUUCAUCUCUUCUCACAUUCACUCUUCAUGUUCACCCGGAUCGACUUGAUUAUGCAGAUCAAGUCCUGGGAGCAUGUGUGAGAAAACUCUCUGGCAAAGGGAAAAUUGAAGACAGCAAGGCAACAAAGCAGGUUGUUGCUCUAUUAAGUGCUCCAUUAGAAAAAUAUAAUGAUAUUAUGACUGCCUUGAAGCUUUCAAAUUAUCCUCGUGUACUGGAAUAUCUCGAUGUUCCAACUAUUAGGGUCAUGGCAACUGUUAUUAUUCAAAGCAUUAUGAAAAAUGGAACUCGCAUUUCUACUUCAGACAAGGUUGAAGCAUUGUUUGAAUUGAUAAAGGGGCUUAUCAAGGAUUCUGAUGGGACCUCAAACGACAAGCUGGACGAAGAUGACUUCAAAGAGGAGCAAAAUUCUGUUGCCCGCCUAAUCCAGAUGUUUUAUAAUGAUGAUCCCGAAGAGAUGCUUAAGAUCAUAGAAACUGUGAGGAAGCACAUAUUGGCUGGAGGACCAAAACGGCUGCCUUUCACUGUUCCACCUCUAGUUUUUUGUUCGUUAAAGUUGGUCCGACAGUUGCAAGGCCAAGAAGAAAAUCCUUUUGGAGAUGAUGCAUCAACAACACCAAAGAAAAUUUUUCAGCUUUUAAACCAGAUUAUCGAGACUCUGUCCGGUAUACCUGUGCCGGAAUUGGCAUUGCAGUUGUAUUUGCAAUGUGCUGAGGCUGCAAAUGACUGUGAGUUGGAACCCGUUGCUUACGAGUUUUUCACCCAAGCUUAUAUUCUAUACGAAGAAGAGAUUUCUGAUUCAAGAGCGCAGAUCACGUGUAUCCAUUUGAUAAUAGGAACUCUUCAAAGGAUGCACGUCUUUGGUGUUGAGAACAGGGAUACUUUAACUCACAAGGCCACAGGGUAUUCAGCAAAGCUUCUAAAGAAGCCAGAUCAGUGCCGAGCUGUGUAUGCAUGCUCACAUCUGUUUUGGGUUGAAGAUCAUGAUAACAUGAAAGAUGGAGAAAGAGUCUUGUUGUGCCUCAAGCGGGCUUUAAGAAUUGCAAAUGCUGCACAACAAAUGGCCAAUGCAGCACGAGGUAGCACUGGAUCAGUUAUGCUCUUCAUUGAGAUAUUGAACAAGUAUCUAUACUUCUUUGAGAAGGGGAACCCACAAAUCACCGUUGCUUCAAUCCAGAGCCUAAUUGAGUUAAUCAUGAACGAAAUGCAAAGUGACUCUACGACAUCAGAUCCAGCUGCUGAGGCUUUCUUAGCUAGUACUAUGCGAUAUGUACAAUUCCAGAAACAGAAGGGUGGUGCAGUUGGCGAGAAGUAUGAACCCAUCAAGUAUGAACCCAUAAAGGCUUGAUGCGCAGGUUUGAUCCUGUUAGAUUUGGAACUAUUUGAUCUUGGGAUGUCUAGUGAUUGUUUUCAUUUAUCUUUCGAUUUCAACUGUGGGCCCACAAGUUUUGGUGUUCCUGAUAUUUUCUGACAGCAAAAACACUCGGCCAUUUAGUUAGGAUCAAGAUGCACUAUGUAACUCAUGAGAGAAUGAGUCGUUAUUGAACUUUUGCUUGAUCCUUUUUCAGGCCUUACAUCAAUUAAGAGAAUUAGUUCGUAGUACAGUCGCUAGAUUAUUCCAGUUGUGCAAAAGGUUUACACGAAGUCGUGGUUGUCUAGUUUAGUCUACAGAUUCAGAAUUACUGUCCAUAUUUAUGUCAUUUGCGCUAUGCACUAUGGAAUUGUGGAUACCGUACCAUUCUAUUUUUUUUUUCGGUGGACUGGAUACCAUACCGUUGUUAGUGUUUGCUUCUUUGCCUAGUUUGUAUUGGAAUGGGCUAAUAAAGUUUAGUCGAAUGUAA
Messenger RNA from Arachis ipaensis, 3131 nucleotides. RefSeq names its product vacuolar protein sorting-associated protein 35A. Gene Ontology annotation, biological process: retrograde transport, endosome to Golgi; intracellular protein transport. Gene Ontology annotation, cellular component: retromer, cargo-selective complex; retromer complex; late endosome. Lineage: Eukaryota; Viridiplantae; Streptophyta; Magnoliopsida; Fabales; Fabaceae. The record is from RefSeq and is a predicted model, not a curated record.